Messenger RNA from Prunus mume (Japanese apricot), 1809 nucleotides. RefSeq names its product protein NRT1/ PTR FAMILY 1.1-like. The record is from RefSeq and is a predicted model, not a curated record. Gene Ontology annotation, biological process: transmembrane transport. Gene Ontology annotation, cellular component: membrane. Lineage: Eukaryota; Viridiplantae; Streptophyta; Magnoliopsida; Rosales; Rosaceae. Gene Ontology annotation, molecular function: transmembrane transporter activity.
AUGGUUGCAGUUGAAGAGAUGGAGCUCUCCUCAGAGCAAAGCACGUCCACUCAACUGGUCACAAUCAAGAAGGGUGGCCUUAGAACCAUGCCUUGUAUCAUCGCAAACGAGGCAUUGGAAAGGGUUGCAAGCAUUGGGCUUCAUGCAAAUAUGAUCUUGUACUUGUUAUAUGAAUAUAACAUGGAGGCCGCCACCGGAGCUAGUAUCUUGUUCUUGUGGUCAGCCAUAUCGAACUUUACGCCCAUCUUCGGGGCUUUUCUCUCCGAUUCUCACUUGGGUCGCUUUCGUACUAUCGCAUGGGGAUCAAUUGUUAGCCUGCUUGGGACGACUAUGUUAUGGUCAACAGCAAUAAUUCCACAUGCAAGACCAGUCCAUUGCAACAACCCAUUAAAAGAAAAAUGUGUCUCAGCAAACACAGCCCAACUGAUGCUUUUGCUUGCAUCAUUUGGUCUCCAGUCGAUUGGAUCUGGUGCGAUCAAGCCAUGCUCAAUGGCCUUUGGAGCAGACCAGAUGGACAAGCCAGACAACCCCAAGAAUGAAAGGGUUUUGCAGAGCUUCUUCAAUUGGUACUAUGCUUCAGUUGGAGUCUUUGUCAUGUUUUCAGUGACAGCCAUAAUUUAUGUUCAGACGCAAUUUGGUUGGGUUGUGGGUUUUGGGAUUCCUGUAGGCCUCAUGUUCUUGUCCGCUCUUCUAUUUUUCUUGGGAUCUUCCCUUUAUGUUAAAGUGCCUCCAAACAAGAACUUGUCUGCUGGCCUUGUUCAAGUGAUUGCGGCUGCUUGGAAAAACAGACACUUGGCGUUGCCCGUGUCACCAAAGAAUUUUGAUGCAUGGCAUUGUAUCAAAAGUUCAAAGUUUGCCACUCCAACGGAUAAUUUAAGGUGCCUAAAUAAGGCUUGCAUGAUCAGAAGUCCUAAGCAGGACAUAGCUUCUGAUGGGUUGGCCAACGAACCAUGGAGUUUGUGCACUGUAAGACAAGUGCAAGAGCUGAAGGCACUGAUCAGAAUCCUGCCCAUUUGGUCUACUGGCAUUAUAAUAGCGAUGACGACCACCCAACACUCAUUCGCUGUGCUCCAAGCAAACGCCAUGGACAGGCACAUCCUGGGCAAAAUCCAAAUCCCAGCAGCCUCCCUUUCCACGUUUGGCGUUCUCACCCUGGUAAUAUGGGUGGCCAUCUACGACCGGAUACUAGUCCCGCUGGUGGCCAAGUACACAAAAAGACCGCGUGGGUUUACCUUCAAGCAAAGAAUAGGGGCAGGACUAGUAAUCUCUUGUUUGGCCACAGCUGUGGCAGCAGAGGUUGCAAGGCAGAGAAGAAAAACAGCAAUUGAGGCGGGUUUUCUGAGCAACCCAGGGGGUAUAGUGAGCAUGUCUGCCAUGUGGCUGGUGCUACAGUACUGCCUGUCUGGACUUUCAGAGGCUUUGAAUUCAAUUGGGCAGCUAGAAUUCUACUACUCUCAGUUCCCAAAGAGCAUGUCCAGUAUUGCAAUGGCUCUUUUGUCAUUUGGGGGUGCAUUUGGGAGCUUGCUUGGGAGUUUGGUUGUGAACAUUGUGGAUGAUGUGACCAAAAAAGAUGGUGUGAGUUGGGUUUCAAAAAACCUCAACAAGGGUCACUAUGAUUAUUACUAUUGGCUUCUUACUGUUUUGAAUGUGGUAAAUUUCUUCUACUUUAUACUGUGUGGUUGGUUAUAUGGGCCUUGUGAAGACAAAAAUAAUUGGGAUGAGGAAGAAGAAGGCAUGAAAGAGAUGGAAGAGAUGGAAGAAUUGUCGAUCAAGUCCGGCGAGUAUGCAGUUGUCUACUUAUCAGCUUGA